UUCAAAUCUUUAGCGUUUACCUUUCAGACAUGGAUCAGGGAUCAAAAUGAGUCGUGGCACCAUUAUUUUCCGUCAAGUGCUUCAACAGACCGUUUCGCGCAGGCAAUCAGUGUUGCAAUCCUCUAGAAUCCCACAAUUCCAUCCGCAUCAAUUUCCAGCCUUUAAACUUGGCCCAAUUCGCCUGCUGUCCGUCCAGAAACCCUUCAAUUUUGACAAAGAAGCCGAGGAGACCCUCGAGUCUUUGGGGGACAAAUUCGAGGACCUUUUGGACUCUAACCCGUCCAUGGUCGGAUCGGAUGUGUCCUUAUCGAACGGUGUUCUAACCGUAGAAACUCCUGAACACGGCACCUACGUCAUCAAUAAACAAGGUCCCAAUCAGCAGAUCUGGCUGUCCUCACCGCUGAGCGGUCCUGCCCGAUUCGAUUACAUCGACGGUCAGUGGAUCUACAAGCACACCAACGAGAGUCUCCAUCAGUUGUUGAAUCGCGAGAUCGGCGAGACCAUCUUGCAGAUCGAUAACGCCAAUUUCCACGAGUGCCACAAUGGAAGCUCUUAA
This is a messenger RNA of Tigriopus californicus, 556 nucleotides long. RefSeq names its product frataxin homolog, mitochondrial-like (gene fh). The transcript has a single exon. Gene Ontology annotation, biological process: iron incorporation into metallo-sulfur cluster; intracellular iron ion homeostasis. Gene Ontology annotation, cellular component: mitochondrion. NCBI's taxonomy places the organism in Eukaryota, Metazoa, Arthropoda, Copepoda, Harpacticoida, Harpacticidae. Gene Ontology annotation, molecular function: 2 iron, 2 sulfur cluster binding; iron chaperone activity; ferrous iron binding. The record is from RefSeq and is a predicted model, not a curated record. The coding region runs from base 47 to 556 and encodes 169 amino acids.